AUGUCAAUGAUCCUUGGUAUCUUUGCUUGGGGAUGGUCGUGUUGUCAUUAUACAGUUCUCAAACUUACCACACAUUUUGCUCGUUCUAGUCCUUGGGGUAUCUUAUAUAACGCAGGUGGUGCGUUUGUCCUCGGAUCAGUUUGCAGUGCUUUGUGGCAUUCUAUCAAAGGCGCAUAUGGCUCCGUCAAAGGUCAGCGAUUGGCAGGUGCUGUUUCAGCAGCCAAUGCAAGAGCACCUAUAACAGGAGGGCAGUUUGCAGCGUGGGCUGCACUUUUGAGAACGUUUGAAUGUGGUAUAGAAGGCAUUCGUCAAAAACAAGAUCCAUGGAACCUUGCAAUCUCUGCUGCAAUCACGCAUGGUGCUCUUGCUGCACGUGGUGGCAUCAUUGCCGCCACCAAAGCAACCCUUUAUGGCGGCGCGAUAUUUACAUUGAUACCAGCUGUAGAAUACCUCACCUCACGAUAUGCAAGUUACCAUAACAAGCCGACCGAACCACAAAAAUUACCACUACAAACAUCCAUCCCAAUCAUCAUGUCUCAGGAUUUAGAUUGA
This is a messenger RNA of Lichtheimia ornata, 552 nucleotides long. RefSeq lists its product as uncharacterized. The transcript has 3 exons. Gene Ontology annotation, cellular component: TIM23 mitochondrial import inner membrane translocase complex; mitochondrial inner membrane. Gene Ontology annotation, biological process: protein import into mitochondrial matrix. The record is from RefSeq and is a predicted model, not a curated record. NCBI's taxonomy places the organism in Eukaryota, Fungi, Mucoromycota, Mucoromycetes, Mucorales, Lichtheimiaceae. Gene Ontology annotation, molecular function: transmembrane protein transporter activity. The coding region runs from base 1 to 552 and encodes 183 amino acids.